Molecule: messenger RNA, 822 nt
Organism: Wasmannia auropunctata (little fire ant)
Lineage: Eukaryota; Metazoa; Arthropoda; Insecta; Hymenoptera; Formicidae
Exons: 1
Coding region: 1-822 (273 amino acids)
Biological process (GO): detection of chemical stimulus involved in sensory perception of smell; sensory perception of smell
Cellular component (GO): plasma membrane
Molecular function (GO): olfactory receptor activity; odorant binding
Source: RefSeq, a predicted model, not a curated record
AUGUAUGGGACAUUUACGAAGAAGGGAAAUCCAGUCGCGACUGUCUACGAUCAUGAGAAAGACUUGCAGCUGAGCGUUCAGCUGAUUCGUUGGAUGUUGGAGAUGAUUGGCGCGUGGCCGAAACCUACCGCAAUCUCGUCGCUAAAGAGAUAUCCGUACGCGCUGUGGCACGUGAUUUGUAUCAGUUUGAUCAGCUUCCUUAUCGUACCUUCCGUCAUGAGCAUGAUGCUUGAAAUGGAACGUACAUACGUUAUGGUAAAACUCUGCGGAGCGCUGAGUUUCAUGGUACUGGCUAUUGUGAAGUAUAUCUCGCUUAUCUUCCACGAAAAAGACAUUCGCAGUGGUAUCAAGCACAUUCAGAGUGACUGGAUUAACACUCGGCAUUACGGCGAUCGGAUUAUCAUGAUUAAAAGCGCGAAAUUCGGCCGGCACCUUGUGACAAUCUGUGCCGGUUUAAUGUACGGCAGUGCCGUUUUCUUCUAUCUCGCCGUGCCAUAUAGUGUUGGCAAAGUUACAGAAGACGACGGAAACCUGACGUACUGGCCGAUGAGGUAUCCAGUCGCCAAGAUGAUCAUCGACGUGCGAUACAGUCCCACCAAUGAGAUUUUCUUUUGGGUGCAGUGUCUGUCGGGCUUCCUCGCGCACUCCAUCACUGCCACUGGUUGCAGCAUAGCCGCCGUAUUCGCGAUGCACGUAUACGGUCGUAUGGAGAUCCUAAUACAGUGGAUCGAGCACUUGAUAGAUGGCCGGGAAGAUUUAUGUGAUAAUAUGAAUGAGAGAUUGUCGAUAAUCGUGCAGCAGCACGUUCGAAUUUUACAGUAA